CUCGGCUCUGGACAAGUUGAUGACGAUGAUCGCUUCCGGUCUGGCCCCCGCCGCAUCUCCAGCCGCCACCACCGCCACCGCCAUCACUACCCAGGAUAGCCCUGCCGACAUCAAAGCAGCACCAACGGUGGCGACAAAAAGUGUGGCGUCCUCCACAUGUAACGCACAACGAAUGGAGAGAUUCCGUGAUUCGCUAGAGCGCUACAUCGCGGGGUACGAGAUAGACCCAUCCCCGUGCUACAUCGCGCUGGAAGCGGCUAUCGCUAACCCUGGAAUUGGGCAGGCAGCACAGGAAUCCCGCGAUGAGCUCAUGGUCCUGCUUUUGAGCUGUGUCGUAGAUAGCGAGCGACGGGAAAACCUGCACAUCCGCUUCAUCCGGUCCAAUCCAAUGGUCGUGACUCGGUGCUACAAGUCGCUGCACUGCUACCCGUGCCGUGUGGUCGGCGGACACCACCCUCAGACAUGCGAGCAGUACGAGGCCGGGCGAGGCCACCAGGACGUCUGCAAGUGUCCGGGGUGUGGCGUUUACGUUGUAAAGGGCGAUGGCUGUGACAGUAUCAGCUGCGUCUGCGGCCACUGCUUCAACUGGAGCGAGCUGGUCGCAGCACGCCACAGGCGGAUCGUGGACGCCUUUCGAGACGCCCAUCCCGAAGACACCGGUCGGGCGGCGGCACAGAUCAUCCGACGUGGCCCUCCCACGGCUGCCGACCUCGGCACCGGUCCCCAGGAGGACAUCAACGAACACGUUGGUGCACACGGGGACAUCGAGGCGCAGCAACAUGGGGUUGAACAUGGACCGGGAGCGGGGGCUGAUGCCGGGCAACCAAACCAGGAAGCGGUCCAGGAACUGGAACGAGCACCGCGUCAUAGAACGGGUCAGGGAACUGUUGAGGAGGAACGGGAUGAGCCGGUCCCGGUCCCGGGAGAAAACGGGCGUCUUUCGGCGGAGGACGAGUUCCGAUUGGCAAACGCCUACGCGGAGGCAUACCGUCGAGAGCUUGCCCGAGGGCGUGCGGCCAUUUACGGGGAAGAGAACCCACACUUUACAGUGCAGCGGGCUCGUGCUCAGUCCGAUCAGUUACCGCCUUUGUCGGCGUUGAGCUACUUCCGUCAACCGCGCCCUGCUAUUUGCACUAGCGAAACCGAAGCAGCGUGGCUAACGCGUGCCGCCGAGGACUGGCUUACGACCAACCAGGGCAAAGUGAACGUUGUUAGACGAAGGGAUGAGGCCGCACGUUCCUCGCUCGUGGAGGCCUUCUACAGCGGUGACGACCUCCUUCGGCACAUCGCGGCGGAGUACGCCCGAUCCGCCCUCCGCGUCGCUGCCCCCUUCACAAGCGUCGCCGCCACCGACCGCCCGCGCGCGUUCUGGAGUCGCCUCGAGCAGUAUCAGCAGCAGCAGGCCGAUGGGGAACAGAACGGCGAGCCCCUGUUCAAGUGGCUGGGCAUCGUCGAGCCCCCUCCCCCGACCGGCGACCAGUCAACGUGGAAGGACGAUGACGAUGGCGCCGUGGCUGACGAAGAUGCGUGGGAGGCGCCCUUCGCGAAUGCCGAGAUCGAGGAGGAGACGUUCGAAAUCCUGCCUCCCCCGCAAACGCUGUUUACAGCUUGGCCGUCCGCGCGCACGGAAAGGGUAGACCUUAGGCCCACCCCUCCGAGUUCGUGGGGACGUAGGCGUGCACUGGACCCGGCCAGCAGACUAGUGUCGGCAACGUCGACCUUCGGGACUCUUAGGCUUCGGGCAGAGGUUGAACUUUGGGUGGCCGGAUCGAAUAUUCGCCAGAAGGGUCUGCGACGCCUGAUGGCCGUCCAGGAACGCGAGCUAUCCAAGGCUUGGGUCGCCCUAUGGGGUCACCGUCGUCGUCUCGACCCCGUCUCGAAGACUUGGGUCGACGCCGAUGACUCCGGUGACGCCGCUGUACGUGCGGCAGCCCGACGUGUCGUUUUCCUCGAGGCCCACCCGGAACAGGCUUGCCAGGAGCAAGGGGCGAUGAUGAAGGCCUUCAUCCGCCGCAAUGGAGCAGUAGUUUUGAAAGCCGUAGAGGAAGCCGAUGCCGAGCUAGCCGCUGCGUGGGAGCGUAUGCACGACAACCGCGACGACGUCGACGCUGCUCACUCCUCAACCACACCUCCAGCCUCGACUUCCCCUGCAGCGUUUGACCGCGCGUACACCGCCUACCGCAAGCACAUUGACACCCGGGCCUCCGCUGCCCUGGUGGCGAACUCACUCCCUCCGACGUGCGCGGCAUCGGCAACCCUGCAACUCCGGAGGAUUGGUCGGAUGGUCGAUGCCUGGGAGUCUGCUAACCACCGACGGGUAUGUGCCCAGAGAUUCGCCGACCACUUCAGCGGCGCUGCUGGCGCAGAGAAGGCAGCGCAAGAACGCGAGGCUCUGCCGAAGCGACCGCGGGAGAGCCGCGCGGCGGCCAACGAAGACGCCACAGCAUUCGGUGACGUCGUGGCCCUUGUGGUGGCGCCAAUGCUGAUUGGCCGCGCGUCCCAGAUGUGCGAGUGCGACAUGGAGGCUAUCCUGAGCAACGCGGUGGACUGGGUUGCCUUCAACGGGGAAGCGUUCGAAGAGGAAUUGCAGAGGAUGGAGGCCAGGCUCAAACUGCCACCAGGGACGAUGGCAGGGAAGGACGGAAAAAACGAAGGGUGCUCGGAAGGGGGUAUGGGGAGAAUACUGGAUAGAUGCGAGUGCAAGCUCGAACGUUCAGUUUCGUCUUGCAGCCGGCUGGUGGCGUGCCCAAUCGUUACGCGUCGGAUAUUGAGGGUGCCCAAGCCCGUUUGCCCGGAGUGCGAGGAUGGCAGCGGCGUGUUUGGCACAGAUUUGUUCGACCUGUUCGCUUAA
This is a messenger RNA of Ectocarpus sp. CCAP 1310/34, 2851 nucleotides long. The record is from the annotation of a GenBank genome assembly. NCBI's taxonomy places the organism in Eukaryota, Phaeophyceae, Ectocarpales, Ectocarpaceae.